This is a messenger RNA of Colias croceus (clouded yellow), 2105 nucleotides long. RefSeq lists its product as uncharacterized. The record is from RefSeq and is a predicted model, not a curated record. The transcript is spliced from 12 exons. Bases 105 to 2009 code for a protein of 634 amino acids. Gene Ontology annotation, molecular function: phosphatidylinositol bisphosphate binding. Gene Ontology annotation, cellular component: membrane. Lineage: Eukaryota; Metazoa; Arthropoda; Insecta; Lepidoptera; Pieridae.
UGUCAAAAGCAGUAAACGCAAUCUGCGGCUGAUCUUACAUCUAAGAGGUUGAUUCGUAGACGCUCUGAAUAAUAAUAUAUAAUAAAUAAGUACUAUUUUCUACAAUGGAUUUCAUACCGCAGGAUAAAAUAUUAAAAGUAAACCCAGAUACUCUGGAAGUUGUUAGGAAAGAAAUUAAUAUGGAUAAGCCGGGAGAGAUGAAACAGGCCGUUAAUAUUUUAAAGGAAUGGAUUCAGCAGCAACCGCACUUGAGAAAAAAGGAUUUUACUGAUCAUUUUGUGGAGACCACUAUCGUGACGUCAAAGGGCUCUGUAGAACGAGCGAAGAAGCAAAUCGACACAGCGUGUACCAUGAGGACUCUGAUGCCGCAGUUUUUUGGCGUUACUGACUUGGAGAAGGACUUCGCUAACCUUGUGGAUUCUGGACAUUUAGUGAUAAUGCCAAAAUUGAGCAAACAGAACCACAGGAUAAUGGUAUUACAAAUAAGUGCAUUGCCUCCUGAUUCCACUACAUUCCUGAAAUUCUUUAAAUAUGCAUUUUUCUUUGCAGAAUACCUCAAGGCACACGACUAUGUCGGUAACUAUGAAUGCAUUGUGGAUAUGAGAUUGGCAAGCCUACAAGAUAUGCUGUCUAGCCUGAAUCCUAUGGAACUAAAACAGGCAUUGACGAUCAUUGUUGAUUGCUACGGCAUGCGCAUAAAAUCGAUUCAUUUGAUAACAUCGUCGAAACUGAUCGAGGCGUUCAUAGCAAUACUUAAACAGUUACUGAAACCGAAGAUGGUUCAAAGGCUCCAUCAUCAUAAUGAUUGUGAGGAAAUUAUCAAGUUGUUCGGAAAGGAGUACCUUCCUCUGGAAUUGGGAGGCACAGAACCAUCUAUUUCAGACCUCAGAGAAAAUUGGCUCGAAGUUUUAGGCGGCAAAGAGAACAUGGACUACAUAAAAGAGAUGAACAGAGCAUUGACUGAUGAGAGUUGUCGUCCCAGGGAUAAAUUUAAUGAAGAAUAUGCUGGGAUGCCGGGAACUUUUAGAGUAUUAAGCGUAGAUUUCUUAAUAAAUCGUCCGGUGCGGUCACACAACAUGCUUAGACACAAUGCAUUAUUACAAUUACACCCGGAUACUAUACAAAUGGUUCGAAAAAGUAUUCAUAUGAAUACAGAAGAUGUGAAGCAAGCUGUCAAUAUCCUGAGGGAUUGGGUGAAAAUGCAACCGCAUUUUAAGAAGAAACAUUUCGAUGACGCGUAUCUGGAAUCAUAUUUGAUAUCGUCAAAGGGCUCUAUAGAAGACGCAAAGAAACACAUUGACAAGAUGUGUACGAUGAGAACUCUUUUGCCACAUUUCUUUGGAGUUAACGACGUAAGCAAAGACUUUGGGGAUCUAUUUGAUAUAAUGAAAAUAGCAGUUCUCCCAAAAUUAACUGACGAACAUCACAGAGUGUUUAUCGUUAAAGCCUAUGGCAAUUUUACUGAAUCGUUACAUUAUACAAACUUUUAUAGAUAUGCUCAUUAUAUCGUUGAAUACAUCAAAAUGCAUGAUUACAUAAGCAGUUUUCGUAUCGUUCAAGAUUUGACUGCGUUUGAUAUGUUAAAGUUUGUUUCAAAGCUGAAUCCUAUCGAAUUGAGACAAGCUUUAAGUAUUACUACGGACUGCUACGGCUUAAAAAUAAAAGGCAUACAUUUUAUAAGUCCCUCAAAAGCAGUAGAAGCCCUAGUGACCAUUGUGAAGCAGGUGCUAAAACCGAAGAUUGCUAAUCGCAUCUUCGUUCACAAAAAUUAUGAGGAAAUUCAUGAUAUUAUAAGCAAAGAUGUACUACCGGUGGAGUUUGGUGGCAAAGAGCGGUCUAUUACGAAAAUUCAUGAGGAUUGGGUGAAAGAAUUAUCAUCACAGGAGCAUUUGAAAUACAUGCGCGAGAUGAACGAAGCGUGUACUGACGAAGGGCUCCGACCUCAAGAAAAAUUCAAUGAAGAUUAUGCUGGCAUGCCCGGAACAUUCCGACUAUUAACUGUGGAUUGAAAUAUAAAAAAAUAAUAAAUAAAAAUCUAAUUUAUUCGUAAAUAUAGAUAAGUUAUGGUGUUACAGUAUAUUUUAAAUAAAACACAAUGUUUUGUU